Messenger RNA from Condylura cristata (star-nosed mole), 2328 nucleotides. It is a transcript of the gene CCM2L, whose product is annotated as cerebral cavernous malformation 2-like. The transcript is spliced from 6 exons. Lineage: Eukaryota; Metazoa; Chordata; Mammalia; Eulipotyphla; Talpidae. The record is from RefSeq and is a predicted model, not a curated record. The coding region runs from base 413 to 874 and encodes 153 amino acids. Gene Ontology annotation, biological process: heart morphogenesis.
GCGACGCCACCCGGGCUCCAACCCGCUGGACCCUCAGGACCCCAGCCCCGACGCCUACUGCAACCUUGUCAUCCUGGCUGUGGCCAAUAGGGAUGCUGCUGAGGAGUCCUGCGCCCUCAUCUGUCAGGUCUUCCAGAUCAUCUAUGGGGAUCAGAGCAUUGAGUGCGUGGACCGGGCCGGCUACCACUACACGUCCACGCCUGAACGGCCAUGGCUCUACAGCCGCAGUGAGAGCUGCCGCACAGAUGGGACAUACGCCUAUGACGCCGACUUCAGCUGCUGCAGCUCCUUCAAUGGCUCCCAGGACACAUUUGAAGCCUGUUACAGUGGCACAUCCACACCCUCUUUCCACGGCUCCCACUGCAGUGGCAGUGACCACAGUGGCCUGGGCCUCGAGCAGCUGCAGGAUUACAUGGUCACGUUGCGGAGUAAACUGGGGCCCCCUGAGAUCCAACAGUUCGCGCUGCUGCUCCGAGAGUACCGGUUGGGGCUCUCCAUCCAGGAGUACUGCGCAGGGCUGCUGAAGCUCUAUGGAGACCGGCGCAAGUUCCUCCUCCUGGGGAUGCGCCCCUUCAUCCCAGACCAGGAUAUCGGCUACUUUGAGGGCUUCCUGGAGGGUGUGGGCAUCCGGGAGGGCGGCAUCCUCACCGACAGCUUUGGCCGCAUCAAGCGCAGCAUGAGCUCCACGUCUGCGUCCGCGGUGCGCAGCUACGACGGCGCGGCCCAGCGGCCCGAAGCGCAGGCCUUCCACCGCCUGCUGGCCGACAUCACGCACGACAUCGAGGCGCUGGCCCCUGACGACGACGAGGACCAAAGCACGGAGGAGGAGGCCCAGGACUCCCCAGGCGACACGGCGGAAGACAACUACCUAUAGCCUUUGGGACCCUGUUCCUGGAGUUCCCUCUUCGCAUCCCGACCGCCGGCCGGCCGUCACCCGUCACCCUCCCGGGCCUCCACUGUCCUCCUGCCCGCGGGACGCCGGUCCCUGCAGUACCGCGAAACCCCUGCAGGGGGCGGUCUGCUGAGUGCUGAGCAGUUGGUCAGCGGCAGGUGCGCCGUCCGCCCAUGUUGUCUCACUAGCCUGGAGAGGUAGGAGGGGGGCAGUGCCCCAGAGCCACUACUCCCCUUACCCACCCCACCCCACCCCAGCUCCGCAGUCUUCUGGAGGCCAGGGGAGGGGUGAACAGGGGCUCCACCUGCUGGGCAACCGAGAAAAGGACUUUCAGAACCAGAGACCGCAGUUCCUCUUGUUUUACUAUUUAAUAGACUGGAGUUCAAAAGAGAAAGGACUUGAGGGAAUCUCCUGAUUCUCCUUAGUAUUCCUCAAGAUGACCCUAAUAAAUACAUUAGAGAGACUUUAAGGCUGUGAGUGGCAGGGUCUCUCUUUUCUCCAUGGCGUAAAUUGGAACAGAGCUUUCUCUACUGAGCGUGGUUGACUCAGACCUGCGUAGGCGAUGUACGUUCCAGUUCUGGCCCUAAGACCCUGAACAAGUCGCUUGUUCAGCUCUUGGCUUUGGAGACAGGCGACCUAGGCCUGCUGUGUGGUAGGUGCCCAAGCUGCCCUGUGCCUCCUUUUUCCUCAUCUGUCCCUCAAGGCCAGCCCCACCGACCUCACCAGGUGCUUGAGGGGAUGAAUGAAGGUCAAGACCAGACCUUAGCGUGUGACAGAUACUCAAGAAGGGCUGUUCCCUUUACAUCUAAAACUUUCUGACUCUUUACCUGUCUUGCCUGGUUUCAAGGGAAUGGACUCUGAGGAGGGGGUAAGACACUCAGGGAGCUCACAGUUUGAGAAAAGGGAAGUGGACUCACCUACCACAGCUCUAUUACAGCCCGCUUUGUGCUCAAGCUCAAGUGAAAGUUGCCCAAGACACCAAAGCCAGCCACAGCAGGGUUGAGAUAGCGGAAAAACCUGCAGAGGUGGAGGUUUGGAGAGGGAGAGGAGUCAUUACCCAAUCAGCCUGAGUGAAGGCUUGGAGCAGAAAGUGAAUGAUCCCUGAGAGGAGGCUGGCAUAGAAAGCUAAACCUUAUUUGUAAAAUGUUACAGACACGUAGUAUCUCCUGUGCCAUCAUUACCUAUUGUAAUGUUGUUAUUAGGGCAUCAGGUAGGUGCAGAGAGUUCCAUGACUCCUACUAUCUGUAGCAAAUGACUAUCCCAUCAUAAUUGAUUGUGCAAGGCCCUUCUGAUGUUUUAUUCUUCCUGUCUAUGCAGUCCCCAUAUUCCUUCCCCUCCCCACAUGGACAGCCAUCCCUCUGUACUGACAUAUGUCCCUGGACAUAAAACACACAGUACUUUGCAUGUGCGUUUAUACUAUAUAAAUAGAACUGGUG